This is a messenger RNA of Hibiscus syriacus, 330 nucleotides long. Its product is annotated as protein SENESCENCE-ASSOCIATED GENE 21, mitochondrial-like. Gene Ontology annotation, cellular component: mitochondrion. The coding region runs from base 28 to 321 and encodes 97 amino acids. The transcript has 3 exons. Gene Ontology annotation, biological process: response to stress. The record is from RefSeq and is a predicted model, not a curated record. NCBI's taxonomy places the organism in Eukaryota, Viridiplantae, Streptophyta, Magnoliopsida, Malvales, Malvaceae.
UAAAUCGAAUUUUAGAAGAAUACAUAAAUGGCUCGCCCUUCCUCUAACGCUAAGCUUUUCUCUGCUUUCCUUGUUGAUGGAAUCUCUAACGUUGUCUCCAGACGAGGAUAUGCGGCGGCAUCAUCACAAGGGAUUGUGUCGAGUGGAAUAAGAGGAGGAGCAGGGAGGAGCUCGGCGGCGGCGAAGGAAGAGAUAGCAGGCGGAGCUAAAGAGAAGGUUUCAUGGGUACCCGACCCAGUUACCGGUUGCUAUAGACCCGAGAACUCUGCUAAGGAGAUCGACGUGGCCGAGCUCAGAGCCAUGCUGUUGAAGAAGAACUAAAUGAAAGAU